GGAAUCGUGACACUGUGACUUUGAGCUGGGUUCACACGUAGGCAACAGAAAAGGUUUGGUACGCAGUUAAAACUAAAGUCCACCAGGUAAAUACUGACCGUUAGUUCAAGAAAAAAGAUCCUAGCAAGACUUACAAACCAAUAUUUUGCCAAUGAAGCGCGUUUAAGGAGGAUAUUUGAGCGACGAAAGGAGACUUUUCUGUUCAGACGAUUAUUCGGUCGCCAUCUUGGACUGGUUGUGUGGGUGCCUGCCAGGGUUCUAGAUGGAACAGAACGGGAACCAGAACCUGCCUCCCACUACACUCUGUCGCACAGGCUGUGGUUUCUAUGGCAAUGCUGCUUUCGAUGGCAUGUGCUCCAAAUGCUACAAAGAUGCACUAAAGCGCAAACAGAACUCCUCCUCGCCUGUGAGUAGCGGUCGAGUCAGCCCUACAGGUGAGACCAACGACGUCUCCAGCAUGUCUGCCACAUUGGCUCAGACAUCUCUAGGAACAUCAUCACCAGAUCCACCAUCUUCCACGUCGCCACCCCCUGGCAGCACCCCCAGCACCACCAACACCACACCCAGCGUGGAGACGGCCACGCCUACUGUGCCUGUAGCCAGCGCCAGUCAGGAAAAGCAAGACACGGAGAAGACGGAAGAAGGAGCAGCUGGGGGGUCGGAGGUGUCCGAUGAUGGGAAGUCUGAAGACGGGAAAGACAAGAAGCCCAAGAAAAACAGAUGUCAUACUUGCAAGAAGAAGGUUGGACUAACAGGCUUCAUGUGUCGCUGUGGGGGUCUCUACUGCAGUCUACACCGAUAUUCAGACAAACACGACUGCAAUUUCGAUUACAAAGAAUUAGCGCAACAACAGAUCCGGAAGAAUAACCCUGUGGUUGUUGGGAAGAAGAUUCAGAAGAUUUAAUUUGCCAGUAUGGAUAGAGAAGAGCAAUGGGAUUAGAAAUGUGGGAGUUGUUUUUAAAAUAUCAACCAUUACCAACACAAUUGAGUUCUACCACUACCACUGCACUAGGGGACCUGGCAAAACUCUAAUACAAUGAGACCCUCCUGUUACUUGCCUGUGUUAGUGCAACAAGCAUUGGUGCGUUUUUUUGUGCACACUUUAGUGCAUCGUCUCCGUGCAGCCAGAAAUGACUGAAGGGCAUUGGGGAUUUGCACUAAUGGAUGAGUUGGCGACAAGUGGAUUUGUGGUUCCUUCCGAGCUUCAUCGUGGCUGAUUAUAAUAUGUUACUGAUCAUGAUGCAGAUUUUCAUUUCCUUAUUAUUAUUUACAAUGUGUGUAAUUUGAACCUAUGGUAAACUACAUAUAUGUGCGUAUGUAAGUUUGUAUGUACGUUCGUUUCCGAAUCUUGGGCUUUUUCUAUUACCCCGGAUGCCCCUCCUCAAUGUUUACGUUUGUUUAUGGUGUUAUGAAUAUGUACCCUCCGACUGACACAUUGAGCGCCUGUUAGUUGCAGUUAAGCGAGUGCUGUGGAUAUGUCUAUUAACAUUCACCCGAAUAGGAGCUUUUCUUCUACACUUUUGUAUGCUUAAAUAACAGCAGUGAGUAUCCUAGGUUGAAGACGUGAUAUCGUAUGUAACACCAUUAGGCAGUAUUACCCCAGGGAUUCUUAUUGACCAGGGAUCAGUCUUAACACUAACCACCCGCCCGAAAGCCGCACCAUGUUUAAGGAAUUUUUAGGUUUGCGAAAAUAUAUACUGAACCAAAAAUGGUAAGGAACAGGGUGCCGUUGUACAAAACAACCUUAGCGCUACGACUGUCGUAAGUCUAUGUUAAGGUAUGGGAGUUGCGAACACCUUAGCGCUAAGAUCACUUUGCACAACGGCACUCUGGACUAUUUUUGGGGAUAUAUUUUUUUUGCCCAUUUAUGAAAAUAUCCCGAAAAAUAUUUAUGAUUCCUGACCUUUUUUGUUCAGUAUGGAUCAGGAUAUAUCCUAUCAGUCAGUGUACAGGCUUGCAACUUUUUGGGUUAAGUCUGAUCCCUGAGCUCCUGUGGUUGCAAUUUUUUAUUAAAUGCCUAGGAUACGCAUUGUUUCCAGUAUAAGCGCAUAUUUAUCAAACUUUUUAGGAUAUUUUUGAUUGUGUAUUAAUUGAUUACCUCCACAAUUCUGCUUUGUAAAUUGACUACUAGCCAAAUGUCACCUCAAUCACAUAUUCUACUGAUGAAAACAUUCACGCUGAUGGUGGCAGAGUAUUGAGACUAUAUUUGUUAUUGUGUUCUGGGUAUUAGUUUGGUUCAAGGUAGAGGUACAUAUUGAUGAUUUGCUACCAUUUUGAAGUCUGAAAUGUAUAUUAGCUAUAUAAUUGAUUUGAAGCCAGAAUAUGUAUCUCUAGUCUUAUUAAUUGCUUUGAUUCUAAUCCGUAUCAGUAACUGUUGCCAUGGUAACUGUUGCCUUGGUCCUGCUUUACCUCAUUUCUUGGGACAAUUCUGAGCCCUUGACAAAAUAACCUCAGCUCUGGGACCUUAUAUUUCAUAAAUCUACUACCGGGACUAUUAUUAUCCAGUGCUGUGGUUGUUUUGUGAUGGUCACUUCGUAGGGUUUCAAGUCAUCUAGAAUCCGGUUUAUGGAGUGUAAGCUCCAUACGCCUCCAACUCUACUCUACAACAGUGUGUAUCUUGAUUACCACAUCCUUUCACAGUGUACAGAUUUCAGCCACUGGAUUUCUUGAGCAUGAAAUAUUAUUUUCUUCUAUGCAGAAUAGUUAGAGAGUUCUGUUCAUUAUUUGCCAUGAAUACGGUAUAUGUAAUAAUGCGUCAAAAAUUUGAAAAAAUAUUAAUAUAUAUAAAAAAAAAUUGUCAGUGCUUUCUUCAUAAAGCAAGAAGCAUUUAUGAGUAUUAAAACAUGAAAUACUU
This is a messenger RNA of Haliotis rufescens (red abalone), 2854 nucleotides long. Its product is annotated as AN1-type zinc finger protein 5-like. The coding region runs from base 263 to 904 and encodes 213 amino acids. Gene Ontology annotation, molecular function: zinc ion binding; DNA binding. The transcript is spliced from 5 exons. Lineage: Eukaryota; Metazoa; Mollusca; Gastropoda; Lepetellida; Haliotidae. The record is from RefSeq and is a predicted model, not a curated record.